Messenger RNA from Magnolia sinica, 2623 nucleotides. RefSeq lists its product as uncharacterized. The record is from RefSeq and is a predicted model, not a curated record. NCBI's taxonomy places the organism in Eukaryota, Viridiplantae, Streptophyta, Magnoliopsida, Magnoliales, Magnoliaceae. Bases 536 to 2623 code for a protein of 695 amino acids. The transcript has 2 exons.
AAUCAUUAUCAAAUUCUUUUAACAACUUAAUUUUCUUUUUCAAAAUGUCAAUUUUCUGUCGAAAUGUCUAUUUGGAUGGUGUGGAUAUAGCUACAUGCAUUUCACCAUUUGCAGAAUUUCCAUGUUCCUUACCAUUCAAGAAAAGUCAACACCAACAUAUAUUCGGUUUUCUCAGGACAAGCAACUAUGUAUAAAAAGGCAGAGAACACCUUCAAGAUGCUAGUACUUUAAAUCAGACAUCAGUAUCUAACAACUGCCUUAGCAAGCAAAGCACAUUAGCAUCAUGUGGUGUUUAUGGAAAGAAAGGAAUUGGACAAUAGCAAAUCUUCCUCUUGUGAGACACUUAGAAAUGAGUCACCUCCCUAGUGCUGGAUUGAGCUUUAAUGAGAACAUAAUUCAAAGGCGUUCUGCGAGCAGAGAUUUUCCUCAAGUAGAGAAGUGCAGGAGUUCGAGGGACUUUGGCCGUCUAGCUGGGGUAAGAGCAUUUCAAGGACAAGAAGAACACAAGCAAGCGAAAGAAUAAUAAAGAGAAAAGAUGGGGCUGCAUGGCUGCAGCGCCACUGGCGAGCUCAACGAGGAGAAAUUCAGCCAUCCGAUGCCAUGGAUCGGCCUCUACAUAGCUGGAGGUUCACUGGUGUGUGCGCUUUUCAUGGCAAUCGACGCCUUUCAUGGGUUCCGUCAGCGGAAGCUCUGGUUCCCUUGCAAGUUCUUCUCACUCAACGCCACUUCCUUAACCUUCUUAUCCAUCGCUACAAAACUGCCUGUGGAUCUGAACACAUCCAUGCCACGCCGUGAAGAACAGCUUGCCAAGCUCAGCGGCAGCAUCCUGAUUUGCACUACAAUGGGCAACUUCAUGACCUCUCUAGGAACUAUGAAGGACUCUGAAAUGCUCUCGAACGUUUUUGCCUUGGCUAUUUUUGUGAUCACUGUUGUCGUUAAUGUCGCUAUUCAAAUGGGUACUGGCGUGAUCUAUGCUUUCUUACCCGAACAUGCUGUAAUCUUGUUUUUCAUGAUCAUUUUGCUUGUGAUCUUGGUUUCUUCCUCUUUAACAGUUCCAACAGCUAAGCAGCUGCUGGAAAAACAGUAUGAUAAGAAGCAUGCACUAGCUUCUGCUGGAGCGGAGGCGUCCAACGUUCAUAAAUUGACAGAGGCUGUAAAAAAGUAUUGGAUGUUGGCUCAUACUAGUAGUCCUCAGUACGUUCUAGGACGCUCGGCUACUUGCACUGCUUCAGGAGCUUUCUGCCUCCUCAGUGCACUGAUUUUAUUGGAAGCUUCAGUCAGAUCCUCAUCCUUGCACUUCUGCAAGGGGGAAUCCGACUAUACGUGGUCAAGUAAAUUGAUAUUAAUUUCUCAGGCGAUUGCAGUUGGAGUUGGUACCAUUGCCCCAGCUAUUAGAUGGUUCAAUGCUAUUAGCUUCAGAAGGCCAGAUAGUCGAAGAAGAUGCAGAGAUGAGUUUAAGGUAGAGGAGUACUGGUUUGAGAGCCUGACAGAAUGGAAAGAAAUCCCUUUACCAUUCAGCAUUAGUAGCAGGCGGUUUAGAAAAAUCACCCAUGUCUCAAAAAAUCUAAUUCUGGAUGCCUGUAUCGGAAUGCAAAUUGCAGUAGUAGUAGUCUGCAAGUUCGUUGGGCUGGCUUCUAUACUGCCAGUGAGUUGGCUUAGACUCUUCUCCUGCUGGAAGCGACAUGGGAGUUCGAAGUCAGAGAACUUGCAGGAUUUUGUGUUGCAUCUGAAAGGGGAGGAAGAUUCGGUCCAUCUAAUCAUGAAAAGCGGCCGCCGAGACACGGAGCAAUGGAUUGCGAGGGGCAAGAAACAUGAACCUACUCAUCUGAUUGAACUUCUAAAAUCAUCUUCAUCAGAAGGUUUCAAUGGCGUGGCUGAGUUCGAUCGCGACCAGGUUCUACCAAUUGGGGAGAAUCUUCCAAACUGUUGGGCUUUGCCCGUGGUUACUCUCACAAGUAUCGCAAUCGCACUUCCCGACAUUGAUAAAAGUAUAAUUAGAUCGUUAUGGCAUGCCGUAGAUAAAGGCCUCAGGUAUGUAAGGCUCAUAGAAAAGAACCUGGAUGUAAAGGGGUUGAGUAACAUGAGAGAGGCAGCUGAUAUACUCUGGCUUGGUAUUGACAUUUAUGAUAAAUGGCUUGACCAUGAUCUCCGAAAAUUAGUCACUGAAGAAAAACAGACAGAGAAGAUUAUCAGUAAACUUGCAGAUAUUGGAAAGGAAAUCAUUGAUAAGUUCGAAGCUGGGGGCGAGGGAGACAAAAGUCACCUUGAAUGGCCUACAAUGGUAUUGGCGGCCAAUUCGAUGUACCGGAUUUGUGAGACUAUUCUACAGGACCACAGAAACAAGGUUGGGAGUCCUGACACCUUAUUCAAAUGGUUACAAACAACCAUUGCGGACAUAUUGGGGGCUUGCCUUACCAACCUACCUCGUGUGAUAUCCAUGGAAUGUUUCUGCUGCAGCAUUGAAGUGAGGGAAGAAAGAACCAGGAAUAUGGCGUAUAUUCUCGGUGAAGCUGAAGCUAUUCUGACAAUUUUAAGUAAGCAUAAGUUCUCAGAUUUGAGCGAUUCUCAGAGAGCAGAUAUUGACGAAUGGCGUUCGAGAAAGCAGGGAGAAUGUUUAGCUUAA